Molecule: messenger RNA, 1389 nt
Organism: Python bivittatus (Burmese python)
Lineage: Eukaryota; Metazoa; Chordata; Lepidosauria; Squamata; Pythonidae
Source: RefSeq, a predicted model, not a curated record
UUGACUUUCUUUCUUUCAGAGGCUAUUCCAAAGACAAUGAUAGCAGCUGGUUUCGCUCCUUCUUUGUCCACAAAGUGGAUCCAAGAAAAGAUGCCCAUUCACCUCCUUUCCAAGAAGGAGACAAACCACCUCUACAAGAUCCAGUUCCACAAUGUGAAGCCCGAAUGCCUGGAUGCCUACAACAGCCUCACGGAACAAGUCCUACCCAAGUUGCAUUCAGACACGGGGUAUCCCUGUGACCUGGUUGGCAACUGGAAUACUUGGUAUGGCGAGCAGGACCAGGCAGUGCAUAUCUGGAGAUUCAUCGGCGGCUACCCAGCCCUCAUGGAGUGCAUGAGCAAGCUGCGGGAAAAUCAGGAAUAUUUGGAAUUUCGCAAGGAGAGGAGCAAAAUGCUGCUGUCCCGAAGGAAUCAGCUGCUGCUGGAGUUCAGCUUCUGGAAUGAACCUUUGCCACGAGCCGGUCCCAACAUCUACGAGCUGAGAACGUACAAGCUUAAGCCCGGGACCAUGAUUGAGUGGGGAAACAACUGGGCUCGGGCAAUUAAACACCGUCAAGAUAACGAGGAAGCGGUGGGUGGCUUCUUCUCCCAAAUUGGAGAGUUGUACAUUGUACAUCACUUAUGGGCCUACAGAGAUCUGCAAUCAAGAGAGGAGACCAGGAACGCUGCCUGGAGGAAGCGAGGAUGGGAUGAAAAUGUUUACUAUACAGUUCCUCUGGUUCGGAGCAUGGAAUCUCGAAUCAUGAUUCCCUUGAAGAUUUCACCGUUGCAGUGACGUUGCUUCCUUGGGCAGCCCAAGCUUCGGCCGUCCCACAGGAAAAAAAUUGUUACAUUUCCUCCCCAGCCCCCUCCCCUGAAAUCAUCUUCAUUACUUCCUGACCUUCUACUCAUUCCUUUUCUGCUUGGGUUAGAGAGAUCUGUCCUUUCCAUCUUUUCUUCCUCCCAGUCUCCAGCCUGUCAAUUUCCAGUGGGAACAGAGCAUGCCGGACCUGUGAAUGCUUAGCUUGGGCUCCAGAGGGAGAUGAAAGUCAUGUAUUUGAUGGAUGGCCAUUGACACGAUGAGAGCUGACCUUGGUGCCUACUGUGGAUUUUGGAACAAGGGAUGGAGGCUUUUAAAGAUUUUUGCUCCAGGUUCUCUUGCUGAGGGUCUGGCUUCUUCACUGGAGGGGGAAGGUGAGCCCUCCAGCCUCCUGUAGUGGAACAAGCAUUCUGACAUCUGGAGGCAUGUAUGUUGGCCUGCUGUGUUGCAGAUGUCCUUGGCAGACAUGGGAGAUUAGUGACUUAAAGAGAACGUGCUUGAUGAUGGUAAAAAUAAUAAUAAAAAGGUCUGCUUUUGAAGGACCAUGUAACCUGCCUUACUGCACAUGCAAUUAAAUAUUUAAUAUACUAA